ACCGCAGAGCGCGCGUCUCCUGCACCUCAGCUCGCGCUGCAGAAUGCACCUCGGCUCGCGCGCGAUGAGUUUUCGGAUGAAUUGUGAAUCCAGUAAAGACUCAUUGUGCUAUCAUUAAUCAUCAUUUUAUCGCGUGCUUUUGGACCGGAAGUGAAGAUUUGACGGAAGUGGCGCUGUUUGUUUUGAGAAAGUCGCGCUGCGUGUUGAGUUGUUUCAGAGAGAGAGAGAGAGAGAGAGAGAGAGAGGAGUUCUUAUUCGCAGUGGACUGGGUGUGUGUGUGUGUGUGUGUGUGUGUGUGCGUGCGUGCGUGCUUGCGUGUGUGUGUGUGUGUGUGUGUGUGUGUGUGAUCCGCUCUCCGUUUAACACCUUGUCGGUUUUUUAAUUUUUUAUCUUUGAUCAUCGGGACUUUACGGUGAGGCGCGCGCAGGUUGAGAAUGGACGAGGCGGAGAAGUACCAGCAGAGACUGCAGGCGAUAGCGGAAAAGCGGCGAUUGCAGGAGGAACAAGAUCGAGCGAAACGCCAACUGGAAGACGAGAAACUCCGACUGCAGCAACUGAAAAGGAAGUCUCUGAGGGAUCAGUGGUUGAUGGAGGGACCUCUACUUUCUCCAGACAGUGCAGGACCUCGAUCUCCUCUCUGGGGUGCACAAGCUCAGCAGAUUGAAGCACACAUCAACAAGUUGCAAAGUGAGAUCACAGAAAAACCACACAAGCAUAAGGAAGACGGCUCAACUUCAGCCCAGCCACACACAGAUCACCACGGCAACGGCGAGAGAGCGAGUGCAGUGACUCCGCCUCCAUCAGGAAGUUCAGCGAACAGAGAGGAGAAAAGCACGGACCCUUCGCCUGACACGUCUCUCACCAACGGCACUGCACGAGACAAGCAAUCCCACAAUGCCCCUCUUCAGCAUGUUAAGGACAACAGCAAAGGGGCGGAGACUCUUCUAUUCCUGGGUUAUACGGAGGCGGAGCCUGGGCAGGGUUUGUGUGAUGAUGAUGAUGAUGAUGAUGAUGGUGUCAGUGCGGUCAUUCGCGCAGAGCGAGUGAUCAUCACGGAAGAGGGAGAGGAAGUGACCGAAGACUCCCAGGACACGCAAACCAAGGGGGAGGAAGUGAAAGCGGAAGAGGAAGAACGAGAGGAAGAAAGAGAAAAGGGAAAAGAGGAAAAAGGAAAGGAGGAAAAAGAAGAAGAAGAAGAAAAAGAAGAAGAACGAGAGAAAGAACUAGUUGAAGAACGAUUGGAAGAACUAGAGAAAGAAAGAGAGAAAGAACGCGUGGAAGAACAAGAGGAAGAACUAGAGAAAGAAAGAGAGAAAGAACGAGUGGAAGAACAAGAGGAAGAACUAGAGAAAGAACGAGAGGAAGAACUAGCGAAAGAACGAGAAAAAGAAAGCGAGGAAGAGCAAGAAAACGAACGAGUGGAAGAAAGAGGGGAAGAACAAGAGAAAGAAGGAGUGGAAGAACGAGAGAAAAAGAAUGCUGUAGCUGUUGAGAAUCAUCUAGAAAUGUUCACUGAGGCUGGUGAAGUUACAGAGCAAGAAGAAGGAAAACUAAACACAGAUAUCGAUUCAUCAAACGAAGACGCCAAAGUAAAAGUAAUCACACACGCCGAUGAAGAAACGAGCGCAAACACUGACGCUGAUUCUGACACAAAACCAACCAAAGACUCAGCCACAAAAUCAGCAUUAAACACAGAUUUAACAGCAGACGCAGAUCCAGCAGCUGCUCCUGAGCAGGAAAGUGCAGCAGCUGGAACACAGCCACAGUCUCUCGCCGAAACACCAGGGGGCGCCGUGGAGACACCACCCGUCUCUGUCACGCCGCCUGCUUCAGCCCUGAAUCCUAACGGUGCUCAGAAAUCCCCGGGUCCCGCUUCGUCCUCCGCAAACGCCGCAGCAGAGUUCCAGGAAAUACCACUGGGCGGAGUCACGGUGGAGGAAGAGCCGCUAUUGGCCGCGAAAGUGGAACCACUGACAGACGCAACGAACCCGAACCAGGCCGAGGGGGCAAAGACGAAAACCUGCAAGUGCUGCUCAGUCAUGUGAUCAGCGUCAUGUGACUUCCACAGUCAUGUGACUUUGACAGUCAUGUGACUUCACAGUCCUGCAGCCGGUUGCACCAGCUGAACGUUCGAUCACAGAGUCGGUCCUCACACUGAGCAGAGUUUAAAACUAGCACAGUGCAGAGUUUCAGUUACACCACAGACGCUUAAGCUACAGUAACAUUCGUAGUGCGUAACGUGACCGUAGAUCAAAACUGUCACACAGAGCGAGGCAUUACAUCAUCACCAGCCAAUCAGAAAUAAAAUCAGACAUAAACAGGAAGUGCAUUUAUUUCGACAUUUACGUAAACAUUUACUUCAUUUCCUUUGAGCGACGCGUGUCCUUCAACUCCGUCAUUUCAACAAACUCCAAAUCGACUUCGCUUUACAAUAAAGCGAUGCGUCUCUCGUGUGUGUGUGUGUUUCACACAAAUCAUUUUAGCGAUGAAAGAUAACGAAGCGGUUGCAAAAUUUCAAAACGUAUGAUGUGAACGUGAAUGAUAGUAAAGUACUUUACAUGAACUUUUUUAAAAAUAUUUUGCGAUGUACUGUAUCUUGCAAGCGAUAUCCGUUCGAUCAGACGUUUUACGCUAGCUGAAGAGUCCGAUAAAUAAUCGGAUAGAAAAAUAGCUGAUUUGUGGCCCAUCUUAUGAUCUGUUUUUUUGCUGUUACAAAAGUAUGUUGUCUGUAAACAUUUUUUUUUACUCUCGUGAACUUUGAACAGAAUUACAGAGUAGUUGUGUUUUUACGGAAGAUGUUACACUACUACGUUGUAGGCGUAAGAUUUAAGUUAUAACUUUUUAGUAUUUUGUAAACGUGAGCACAGCGUCCUCUCGCUCAGACUAACCUACAACAGAGUUUAGAUUCUGCUGGUGCAGCCGGCUGCAGUUCUCCAGCUUCAGCACGGCGCCCCCUGCUGGCCAUCUCAGACUAAACCAUUCAUUUCAGACUGUAACUGUGAGGAUUUCAGUGUGACGUAGACAGCGAAGGAAAUCUGAAACAGUUAUACUCUUAUUAAGCCAUAUAGAUAUAUAUAAAAUAAUCCCACCCACUUUAAAUACUUUAAAUAAAUCAGAUGUCAGACUCAACAUUUCAGUCAGCUGAUCUUUUUUAUUCCGUAUACAUUCUUUCCUUCGUUAAUUCCGUACUGCUCUCGGCCAAUCAGAGCGCAGAGUGUCAUACGCUUCUGAACAGUAUCUCCUUCAUGCCUUUGGGAUUUUUUUGCAGUGUUUUUAAUGCUAUACUUUAUAAUGUUACAGUAUCUUUACUAUUUUCUGAUAUUUCCUGACAUUAUAGUUUUAAUAAAUAUAAAUAUAUAAUCCCUGAACUA
Molecule: messenger RNA, 3371 nt
Organism: Pangasianodon hypophthalmus (striped catfish)
Lineage: Eukaryota; Metazoa; Chordata; Actinopteri; Siluriformes; Pangasiidae
Gene: palm3
Product: paralemmin 3
Exons: 7
Coding region: 435-2045 (536 amino acids)
Source: RefSeq, a predicted model, not a curated record